This is a messenger RNA of Trichomycterus rosablanca, 1601 nucleotides long. It is a transcript of the gene serpine1, whose product is annotated as serpin peptidase inhibitor, clade E (nexin, plasminogen activator inhibitor type 1), member 1. Bases 64 to 1242 code for a protein of 392 amino acids. Gene Ontology annotation, biological process: negative regulation of vascular wound healing; negative regulation of plasminogen activation. The transcript is spliced from 9 exons. Gene Ontology annotation, molecular function: serine-type endopeptidase inhibitor activity. Lineage: Eukaryota; Metazoa; Chordata; Actinopteri; Siluriformes; Trichomycteridae. The record is from RefSeq and is a predicted model, not a curated record.
CAGCUCCAGAACACCAGCAGGAAGGUUAUUCACUAAAGGAGACUACGACAAACUACUGGCAGAAUGCACAGUCUAAGUGUUCUCGUGGUCCUCACAUUUUGCUGUUCCACUCUGGGUAACCUCCUGCAGAAGAAACAGACAGAUUUUGGAUUAAGUGUUUUCUCUGAAGCUGCCCAUUCCCAUCCAGGCCAAAAUCUUGUCCUGUCUCCAUAUGGCAUCUCUUCAGUUCUAGGAAUGGCUCAGUUGGGAGCCUACGGCAGCACUCUGCAGAUUCUUAAAGAGAGCAUGGGCUACUCUUUACAAGAACGUGGAAUGCCACGGCUGCAGAGGCUUCUCCAGAGAGACCUGUCAAUGGAAGAUGGGGUGGAGGUGGCCAGUGGAAUAAUGGUGGACCGAAAAGUUCUCCUGGAAAAGGCCUUCAGACGUAGCUUAUCAAAGUCGUUUCAGAGCGUGUCAAACCAGGUGGAUUUCAGUCAUCCAGAGAAUGCCCUGAAGGUCAUCAAUUCCUGGAUGUCUGACAGAACUGGAGGCAUGAUCCCAAAUUUCCUGCCAUCAGGAGUGUUAAGUGAAUACACACGUUUGGUACUAUUAAAUGCCCUCUACUUCCAUGGACUCUGGAAGAUGCCCUUUGACCCUAAGCUAACUAUGGAGAGGUUCUUCCACACUUCUAAUGGAAGUGCAGUGCCAGUGCCAAUGAUGAGAUCAACACAGAAAUUCAACUAUGGUCAGUUUGUCACGAAGGAAGGAUUUGAUUAUGAUGUCCUCGAGGUGCCAUAUGAGGGAGACUCACUGAGCAUGCUCAUUGUGUCAUCAUUUGAAAGGGACGUACCACUGUCUGCACUGACCAGUGAGCUGAACAGCCAGAAAAUUGAGGAAUGGAGACAUCAGCUAAGGCCGGUUAACCUACAACUGGUGUUUCCUAGGUUUUCUAUAGACUCAGAACUUGAUAUGAAGUCCACACUGAGCAAACUAGGUCUUGGAGACAUUUUUAGCCAGACCAAGGCUGAUUUCUCUCGCAUCACUACUGAAGAAGCAUUAUGUGUAUCCAAAGUUCUUCAGAGAGUUAAGAUUGAAGUGAAUGAAAAGGGCACCCAAGGCUCUUCUGCCACAGGUGCCAUUAUUUACUCACGCAGGGCUAUAGAGGAGCAUGUUCUUGACCACCCAUUUCUUUUUCUUAUCCAGCACAAGGCAACAGGUGCUGUGCUAUUUAUCGGACAAAUAAACCUACCACAGAGCCACUAACAAUUUCACGUUUAAACACGUCAAUGAAGAACAUUACUUCAGCCUCUUCUGUCAAGCACAUUACUACUGAAUCUAUACAGGUUUAAGGACAUUAUGAAGAAGAAAACAUAUCAUAAACUUUACAUGGUGACCAUGCUAGGAGAUAUACUUUGGGACCUAAAUAUUUAAAGCAAAGAGAUAAUAUGUUUACAGAAGCUUGCCUACAUUUACCUGUUUUACAUGUAUAGCAUUUAGCAUUUUGGCUAAACUAUAUUUUUAAUAUGUUUAUUUAUUUAUGUUUUGUUAACAUGAAGAUGGAACUACUUUGCACAUGAUUUGUAUAUAGGCUAUGACAUUUUGAAUACAUUUUUAAAAAACAA